AUGGCGAGACUAUCAAAUUUACCGAGUGAACUUCUCUUCGAGAUUAUCGAUCUCAUAGUCACUUCUAUCCACUGGCCAGAGGGUAGCAAACGCUACCGUCCGGUGGGAGACACAGGCCUGUUCCCUAGAAACAUAUAUUGCGUCCCUAAACUGAAACUCGACGAACGACACCCUGCACUUAAUCUCUUGCUCACGAGUCGGAAACUCUACCUGGAAACUCGAAUUUAUCUCUCAAAGAAGCUGCAAACUCUCGACCUCGACGUCGCAAUCGUUGACGACCAUUGGAUUUGGCCCACGUGGCGAAAUCUGUCCGUGCGGAAAGACGGCGCCUUUGACCGAAUCGAUGUCCAUUUCAUUCUUUGCUGCACUGAACACGAACGCUCACUACGAGAUGAAUGGAAUACGGACUCCGUAGCAGGUGCUUGCAAGAGUAUAGAUAAGGACUGCUUGCCAGCUACAAGGUACUUGAACUGGCGAGCACUGAAUCCGCUGAACAACCUUGUUGGUAACGGAAACACCGGCACUUCCAUCGUCAACACGUUCUCCGAAUUCAUGGAACAGCCCUUUUCUGGCGAACCAAUAGGAAGCCCUUUCAUAUUCAAGACCAAUACGCUAGCAUUCCAUGUCGACACGAGUAUCUAUAGAGACGGGAACAGACUCCUAGGUGAAUCAGAAGUGCCCGUGAGAAUAAUCGAUGGCCUUGCCCACCUCUACUUCAAACAACUUUACCCCGCCAAUGUCGAAAGAGCAAAAUAUUUUCUCGAAGAUGUGCAGGAAUACGUUCAAAUCUGGUUUCAAGAAUGGAAAGAGAAUAAAGAAGCUUCGCCGAGAGUUGGGAAAGUCGUAUUCUGCAUUGAUGGAGCGACUGUGCGAGAGCUGGACCUAGCACAGUAUGCAUUGGGAGUUAGAGACGACUAA
Messenger RNA from Bipolaris oryzae ATCC 44560, 918 nucleotides. RefSeq lists its product as uncharacterized. Bases 1 to 918 code for a protein of 305 amino acids. The record is from RefSeq and is a predicted model, not a curated record. Lineage: Eukaryota; Fungi; Ascomycota; Dothideomycetes; Pleosporales; Pleosporaceae. The transcript has a single exon.